AUGGUACACACUCUAUCCUUCGGCGAUAUCCAGGUCCCCUCCCCAGGCUUUGGUGCAAUGGGCAUCUCCUUUGGCUUGGGAAACAACCUCACGCUCGAGCAAGCCGAGCCUGUGCUGUUGAAAGCCAUUGAGUUGGGCUGUACCUUCUGGGACACUGCUGUUGUGUAUCAGGCCGGCGUGAACGAAAAGCUUCUGGGAGACUUCAUCCGAAAGCACAACGUCCGUGACAGAGUCUUCAUUGCGUCCAAAUGCGGCUUCGAUUGCUUUGGCGAUGGGAAUGUCACAAACUCGGCCUCCCACAUCAAGCAAUACAUCGAGGGCACGAUUGAGCGACUUGGAUUCGCCCCGGACCUUUACUAUCUCCAUCGCAUUGAUCCAAAUACGCCCUUGGAGGAAUCGAUCCCGGCGCUCGACGAGAUUCGAAAGGCGGGAAAGACAAAGUACAUUGGUCUCUCCGAAUGCAGUGCCGCAACACUCCGCAAAGCGGACUCCAUUGCCAAGAUCGAUGCUGUGCAAGCAGAGUACUCAGCUUUCGAAACGCUCCACGAGACCGACGGGCUAAUCGACACCGCCAAAGAGCUAAACGUGGCUUACGUCGCUUACAGCCCGCUGGGCCACGGCUGGCUCGUCGACAACUUCCCUUACGCAACACCCGACGACUUCGCCCCUGACGACUUCCGUCGGACUGUUCCUAAAUUCCAAGGCGAGAACUUUUACAAGAACAAAGCCAUCGUCGAGGAGAUCAAGAAGCUCGCCUCCGCCAAGAAGUGUUCCCUCUCACAGAUCGCUCUGGCGUGGGUCGCUGCGCAAAACAUGAUCGCUAUUCCAGGGACGACGAAAGUGGCGAGAUUGAAGGAGAACUGGGCAUCGAGGGAUGUGGAGUUGAGUGAGGGUGAAAGGCAAGAGAUGCGGAAGAUUGUGGAUAGUAGCAAGCCAGUGGGGAAUCGAUACUCGGAGAGGUCGCAGGCGAUGGUUGGGCAUUGA
Messenger RNA from Saxophila tyrrhenica, 984 nucleotides. RefSeq lists its product as uncharacterized. The transcript is spliced from 6 exons. Gene Ontology annotation, cellular component: cytoplasm. The coding region runs from base 1 to 984 and encodes 327 amino acids. The record is from RefSeq and is a predicted model, not a curated record. Lineage: Eukaryota; Fungi; Ascomycota; Dothideomycetes; Mycosphaerellales; Extremaceae.